This is a messenger RNA of Tigriopus californicus, 6306 nucleotides long. Its product is annotated as general transcription factor 3C polypeptide 1-like. Lineage: Eukaryota; Metazoa; Arthropoda; Copepoda; Harpacticoida; Harpacticidae. Gene Ontology annotation, molecular function: DNA binding. Gene Ontology annotation, biological process: transcription initiation at RNA polymerase III promoter; 5S class rRNA transcription by RNA polymerase III. Bases 206 to 6223 code for a protein of 2005 amino acids. The transcript is spliced from 11 exons. Gene Ontology annotation, cellular component: transcription factor TFIIIC complex. The record is from RefSeq and is a predicted model, not a curated record.
UAAUCCCCAUGUAUCUGGCAUCGUAAAUAUAUAUGUAACCUCAGUUCUAUGAUUGAACAUAAUGUUUGUGCCCAAUGUAUCAUUUUUCGGCCUAAAUCGUCACCCUGGCAUGUUUUUGGGUCCAAGGUGACCGCUGUAAACAAACCAUGUGGCCCGAAGAGUGUUUUGAAAAUUGUCCUUUCUAGUGAAAUUCCCAGUGGUAAUCAUGAGGUGGAAGAGACAGGAUAUGAACCCGGUGUUUGCGGUAUUGGACGAGAUUGCCCUGGAAGGUCUGGAUGGGAUCACUUUUGAGGCUCUGGAACUGAGACUCAAACGCAGGUGGAAUCCAGUCACCAACGGCAAUGGAAGUCCUCUCUUCAAAGAAGAUCCGGAAAAUCCGCAACAUCCGACCUCAAACGUCAACGAAAAGAUUCGUUCAUUUCUUUGGGCCGUUAUCCGUUCCAAAGAUGAAAUUGGAGUGUUUCAAUUGCCCGAAGAUCGUCCGCCGUUGGUGAUUUUCGACCGUUUUGAACACAUUGAUUCGGAACUGGGGAUGAUAAUCGAGCCCGAUGUGCUCCCAAGGGACAUUUAUCCCUUCCAACUGGUUGAAGAUGGUGAGAUCAAGGGCUCUUGUCAGACUUAUAAAGAGCGGCGUGAUGUGACGGAAGCAGCUAAGGCAUAUUGCGAGGUCGAAGCCUUAUUGGAAGCCUAUGAAGGGCAGGCCCGAUUGGCCUUUGUGGCGUCCCAAUGGGCCCGAGCCAAGGCUUUAAUGGGUCCAAAUCCUGAUCCAUUGCUGGUUCAAACCGUUUCGGGAAUGCCUUGGGCUAUUUUGGAACGUAUUGGACGAGCCAGAGAAUUAGGGGAGGUCACCCAAGGCAAAAUGUCGCUCCAGUUCACCAAGGAGAACCCUAAAACUCUUUUCUAUCAUCGGAAGGCCCUAAUCAAGGAGAGCCUGAUCCAGAAGCAGGUCCACUAUCAGAAGACUAAAGGGCAAAAUUAUCAGGGCAGUUUGUUCCAUUUAACGCGGUUCUUUGUUGAGCGUCGCUCGAAGGCCCUCAUUCUGAUCCACAGUCUAAUAAAGUACUUGAAGGAGAAGGACUCUCACAUGGCACCUUAUGACGAGGUCAGGUCCUACUUGAACAUAGGGACAUCCGUGAAGAAGCUCUUCAAGCAUACCGUCUUUCAACGCUUCAUUCGGGGUGAUAUUCGGGUCCCUUAUCGAGCUCUUUACCCCGAUGCCACUGACCUUGAGUGGAAGUCCAAAAACAAGAGUCCCAACGAUGAGCGACCAUUACAAGACAAGGAGAAACAGGUUCGCGUGGUUCAAUUGAUUAAUCCCGAGGUCGAUCCCGAGUCAGUUUGGCAAGAUGUACGCGACGAAAUGGAUGAAGAUGACGAGGAUCUGGAGGCUGGUUUCAUUGACCAGAGUAAAUGGAAACUUACCAGGUCCAUGAUGCAUCAAGCUUACUCUCUCUUGGAAGCAAUGGGUCCCCGGGGCUUGUCUCAACAAGAAUUGGGAGUACAACUUGGCUUAGGUAAAUUGGAGGCCAGGACGAUUUGCCGCAAUUUAGAGCGCCGGAAUUUGGUCACUAUAUUACUUCACGAUCAAGGCCGACAACGGACCACAAGUUUCGUGGCCAAGAAGUUUGAGCAUUUGAGCGUCGUAUCCAGUGAAAUGGAGAAAGAGAAAAAAAAGUUGGCGUCGUUGAAGGCCCAGGGUGCGCCUUCCAGUUCGGCCUCAGUGUCACCUAUUCCUGACACGCCCACAGUGGUCCAACCUCAGAAAAUCCUCAAAAGUGAGCCUGGGUAUCCCAUCCGUGAACGAUCUUCAGUGGACAAGAGCUCCACCAAUGUGGAGAUCUCCUUGGGCACGGCUCAUAUCAAGAUCCCGGGGAAGAAAAGUCCCACGAAGGAACUGAAGCCAAAUCGCAGCUCCUUGAAGAAAAAUCCGGACCAGUCGCUUACAUUCCGCCAAUUGAGGCGAUCCACCUCGAUUAUUGAGGCUGUGAGACAGCACAAGGUCAUUGAUGAUCCAACCAAACUUUAUAAAAUGAUACAGGAGAAUGAAGUGAAUGAAGGCUACGAGGCCCGAAUGGACAAAAAGUCGUUGUUGAGGUUGUUGGUGAAGCUCCAUGACGAGGGCCAGAUCAAGAACAUUUUGGUCAAAAUGAAUUGUGGGGAUCGCUUCAAAACGCUACAUUUCGUGUGUGAACCCAAUAUCCAUGAGAACCACACCGUGAUCCAAUCAGCCGUGGAGCAAGCCAAAAUGAAGUUCAACAUCAUACCGAAACUGAUCAAGCCUGAAAUCAAAAGAUGUGGUGGGCCGGGAACGGAGGAAUUCCAAGGUGGGAGCAUUGGCGAGAGCGUUCAAGCCAUUCAAGAGCUCAACGAAACUUCAAAAACGAAUCAGAGUUCCUCCAAGACCACCUACAAUCCGAGAUAUGCUACAGCUUACGGAUUGAGGCCCAAGUUCUUGAGGAUGCGCGAACUGCACAAAUUUCUAUAUUACUUGACCCAUGGCUUUGAAGGCGAAUCCAUUGCGAUGACUUUGAGCGAUGUUGAGGUAGAUCUCACCGACAAAUUUGGGUCGACCAUCCUGGAUGAAGAACUCCGAGAGGACCUCAAGGAGAUCAAAUUCUACACCAGAACCUUUGAUUGGAAAAUGUUCAUUCCUCCUUUACCGGAGCACGAGGGUUGGACCAAGGGUUGGUGCUUGAUGUGCGAUGUCCUGUUGAGACUUCCUCUCUCCGUGUUUGUUCAAUUGGUGAACAUCACCACUUUCGUCGAAGGUCUCUCCGAGCUCUUGGAGCAUCCAAUUAGAAAGCAUUUGCCCGUUCGGAGCCUCUCUGUUCCCAUGAGGAAUAAAUUAUUAGCCAGGAGGAAGUACAUUUUCACCGUACACGAAGUGGCCACCCGCCUUUGUUACAUUGGCGUCCUCCAAUUCGGUCCUCAAAAGCUUAAGGAGAAGGAUCAAGUGUUCUUGUACCUGAACAAACAGGCUUCACUGAUUAAUACUACUUCGUGCUCCCCAAGUUAUCAUCGAGUGGUCUACCAGGAUGAGGUGGACUAUCCAGUAAAUCGCUACUUGUUCAUUAAGUGGGAAAAUGCAGAAAAAUAUUGGUUCGACAUGUAUGAGAUUUGCAUGAACACUCCCUUGGGGAGUUCUUCUUCAGUCCAAGGAGAGGAGAUUAUCCUGGAAAAAAUGGACAAGAAACCGGCCCUCCUAACCGCCCAAAGUCCCAAGAAAUGCGGGGAAGCCAUCGAGUACGACAAUGCAACCAUCCCUGGGGAUCACUUGGGCGCUGGAGGCCUGGACUCCUCCAUGUUUGCCCAUCUCAAGAGAAAUUGGUCCUGGACCACAUCCAAUAAUGCCAGGCCCAAAAUUGAUCCCGGCUCUCAAGCGGACAAGAAGUAUUCCUUCCCUUCCAUGACGGCCAAGCUGAACGUGAACUUUGCCAACAAUUCCGCCAAAUCUUCGCCAACUCCCCGAAAGCCAGUUAAACGCCGGAAACAUCAAGAGGGCGACGGGAAGGCCUCUAAAUCCAAGGCCAAGUCUGAGGUUGAUCUGGCCAAGGCCAAGCCGACCAGGUCGACUUCGCAUGUAGUGAAACGGGUCAUCAAGCCCCGAGUCAAGAAUACCGAACGGAGGCCUUACUAUGACGAAGUGGACAAGUCCGCUCUGCGACUGAUGCGCAAGCUUAGGGUGGAUUGGAGCGCUCAAGAAGAUAGUUUCUUGUUGCUGUGCAAGGUGGCUGGAUCCUAUUUGUGCAAGAACUCAAGAAACCAAAUGGUUCAGUACACCUGGGUCCGUGACCUUCUUCACCGACAUUUCGAAGAGAGCCUCAACAAGACCUCCCACGCCUGUCAACGAAGGCUGAAUUAUAUGAUGAAGAAUCCCACCACUGCCAGCAAUGUGACGCUUUUCUUGGCGGAUCUUCAUCAGGACCAUGAGAUUGUGGGCCAGUUUGUUGUGCCUCUCAAUGGGGUUCUGACCAGGGAGGAGAAUGACACCCGUUUGGCGCGAGAUUUUGAGCCUUUAGUGGAGAAGCUUGUCGAAAAGUAUCGAAACUCGACUUCACGCCAGACCCAGAUCAAAUUGCCUGACACAUUAGAGGAAUUGAAUGCCAAGUACACUAUUGUGAACCCUCCCAUUAGCAUGGCCGAGGCGUGCAAGACGUUCACCGAUCCUCAAGAUAUCAACGACAUUAGGGCGUCUGUGAUUAACGCCCUUAUUACAAGCUCGCUCUGCUCAGCUACAGAUAAGGUCAAUGUAGCUUUUCAGCUCUUCAAGAUCUAUCAGCAAUACCCAGAUAGUCUUAUUCGUCGAGUCAUGACUAAGCUACGAACUGAUAAGAUGGUGUCGUUGAAGAAGCAUUUCAAUAAAAGUCGGCUUAAACAUGGAAAUUUCUUGCCCUUAAAUGCAUCACCAUACCAAUUGUCAGUCUCAUUUGCCCACAAGUUCCUGAACCGUUACCAACAUGAUAUUUAUGAGCAAUCCUGGAUCAUGACUAGGAAAAUUUUGGAAAACGAAGUCAAGCACCAGACAGGAACUGAGGUCGUCAUUAACCAGGAAGGCGGAUAUGCCGCUGCAAUUCUGGCGCUCAUGGGCAAGCAAAAACUCACAUUCCGAACGGAGGUUCCAGAGCAAUUGGUCGUCCUGGAUCCAAAUCUCAGCCUGGUUGAUCAUCAGUAUGUUCGGAUUUUACAACGCUACCGGGAACUCCUGAAGGUAUCAGGAAGUUCGGAAGUGGAAACAUUUGAGUUUUCAGAACGGUCCAAUGAUGAAGGAGAGUCUUCCAGUGCCCAGUGGCAGGCCUUUGGAGGCGGCAAUAAGAAGGACCUGACAGUGACGGACUUGUUUAGAAAGACCGAUUCCCUUUUGAAGAGCUCUUCGCCAAGUAAGCGAACUGCCACGGUAUUGGUUGAAAGCAUGAGCAAAAGGGCCAAACUGGACGUCCAUGAUGUCCAGGAUCCCAAACCGGAAAGUGAAAUCGUGUUCAGAGAGAACGAGUCGUCCCCUUCCAUGAGUGUGGACGAUGUCUCGAAUUCAAAAGUGGCCAAAUCGGCCUCAAGGAUUGCUCUGUACAUGAUGAGAGAGGAGAUCAAGGAUUCCUCCAAUCCCAAUGUUCAGCAUUCGCACGACUUCUUCGUCAUCUCUUCAUGCGCCAUUGAGAUACGGAUGAAGCCCAGCAUGGUUGAAGAUGGUGGAACCGUUUCCUUUGGAUCCCAUGGUACGCAAAUGGUAGUGCCGAAAUCGCUCCUACCUGGUAAUUCUGAUGCCUGCCGUGACAUCCUUCAGAGCUAUGGCAUGCGCUUGAAUGGCACUGCCAACCAGGGAACGCUCAAAAUGAACCAAUCAAUCAUCCCACCGUCCAUGCCGAGCUUGUCUGAUUGUUUAUCCGAGUCUAAUCUCUCAGAAGUGGAUCAGAUCACGGUUACGAGCUUAUUCAACUUGGUGGUUUCGAAGAAGGAGUUUGGGGCCACGGCCCAGGAUAUUUUGGACCUUGACAUGCCCUUUCUGGACUCUGCCAAAGAAACGUGUCUCCGCUUCCUCUUGGAUCGCCGCCAAGUGCUCAUGGUGGGUGUGGUCACGGUGAGGUUUGUGACCCACAAUCAAGCACAGCCAUGGCUGCUCCAUUCGUACCGAACUACCAGGACAUCCUUCACAGAGAGGCGUGAACCGCCUCCAUCUGCAAUCCUGGACACCCAAUCUCAAACCACUGUCCGGACCAGUGAUCUCAAGCACGGUGUUCGCAACCCCAAGGCCUCAAAUGAAGUGGCCGAAGCAGCCGAGAAGGUCGAUUGGACAAAAGUUGAAGAGAUCCAUAUCCGUCUUCGACCCUGGCUGCGGAUUGACGGGCUACUGAAUCGUCGAGUUUUGGACCGUCUCCUGGGUGCAGUUUUGGGGCAGAUCAUGCAAUUCCCAGGAGAGACCCUGACCAUGGUAUUCAACCGGUUCACACCGGCUUUGCAGCCCGUUCAUAUCAAGGAUCUGCUUCUGAUCCUGGAAAGACUGGAAUGCGUCACUGUGGGGCGGUUGGUCAAAACCGGACAACUGGGGCUCUUUAGAGUCAAGCCCACGAUCAGCGUGACUAACGGGUCAAUUUUGCUGGACAAUGACAACGAAGUGUUUAUUGAGCCCACUGUUGAUGCCGUGGUCCGUUUAGGACAGUUCAUUGGGGAUAAGCAGUAUACUGUUGACUUUGUUGGUCAUUGCUCCUGCCACCCUGAAAAAAGACUGUAACCAGAAUAUCUCUCCGCAGGAACCAGUUUGUGGUGGUUUGUUGUCCCGAAUUUUAGACACAUUAGAAUAUAUCUUUGUUCAUA